Molecule: messenger RNA, 447 nt
Organism: Lasiodiplodia theobromae
Lineage: Eukaryota; Fungi; Ascomycota; Dothideomycetes; Botryosphaeriales; Botryosphaeriaceae
Product: Dimeric alpha-beta barrel
Exons: 2
Coding region: 1-447 (148 amino acids)
Molecular function (GO): oxidoreductase activity
Source: RefSeq, a predicted model, not a curated record
AUGGUGCUCGAGGCUGGCUAUCCGAAUACGACCGGCUUCCGCAAGGUCACGAAGGCCACCAUCCUGGUCAAGAAGAAGGACGGCAUCUCCGACCAGGCCUUUGUCGAGCAUUACACCAGGCACCACGCCGCAAUGGCCGCCGAGGUGCUGCUCAAGCACAAGAUCAUCACUUACUCCUUGACCUUCCAUCUUAAGCAUGACCGCACCGUCACCCAGGACAUCAUGAAGGGGAAGGCGCAGCUGCUCGACUACGACGCCAUCUGCACCUUUGUCUUCCCGGACUACUUGAGCUUCGCCAAGUUCAUGUACGACAGGGAGGGCCACGCCCUGUCGUCCGACCACGACAACUUCAUGGACGAGAGCCAGAUGAAAAUGAUGGUCGGCGACGAGUACAUGGUCAUCGACGACGGUAAGAAGGUCGAAAAACCGGACGCGAGUGCCGCGUAG